Molecule: messenger RNA, 1109 nt
Organism: Trematomus bernacchii (emerald rockcod)
Lineage: Eukaryota; Metazoa; Chordata; Actinopteri; Perciformes; Nototheniidae
Product: 5'-AMP-activated protein kinase subunit gamma-1-like
Exons: 13
Coding region: 6-1109 (367 amino acids)
Source: RefSeq, a predicted model, not a curated record
UCGGCAUGGCGGAGCAGUCGGACCCCGAAGAUGCCGCGUCAGAGAGAGAUAUCUACAUGCGCUUCAUGAAAUGUCACAAAUGUUACGACAUAAUUCCCACCAGCUCCAAACUGGUGGUUUUCGACACCACUCUGCAGGUGAAGAAGGCGUUCUUUGCUCUGGUGGCCAACGGAGUGAGAGCUGCUCCACUGUGGGAGAGCAAGAAACAGAGCUUUGUAGGAAUGCUGACGAUCACAGACUUCAUCAACAUCUUAACCAGAUACUACAAAUCCCCCAUGGUUCAGAUCUACGAGCUGGAGGAACACAAGAUCGAGACAUGGAGAGAGCUGUACCUGCAAGAGACCUUCAAACCUCUGGUCCACAUCUCACCUGAAACCAGUAUCUUGGAGGCGGUGUCCUCUCUGAUCCAGAAUAAGAUCCACCGUCUGCCGGUCAUCGACCCGAUCAGCGGGAACGCUCUUUACAUCCUGACUCACAAGAGGAUCCUCAAGUUCCUGCAGCUGUUUGUGUGUGAGAUGCCGAUGCCGGCCUUCAUGCGCUGCUCUCUGGAGGAUCUGAGCGUUGGAACGUACUCCAACAUCGCGUUCGUGCACCCCGACACGCCUCUCAUCACGGCGCUCUGCGUCUUCACCCGCCGCCGCGUCUCCGCCCUGCCCGUUGUCGACCACAACGGGCGAGUGGUCGACAUCUACUCCAAGUUUGACGUCAUUAACCUGGCAGCAGAGAAGACGUACAACAACCUGGACGUCACGGUGACUCAGGCGCUUCGCCAUCGAUCGCAAUACUUUGAAGGCGUCAUGAAAUGUAACAAAAGAGAAACACUGGAGACCAUCGUGGACCGUAUCGUGAAAGCAGAGGUCCACAGGUUGGUGGUGGUCGAUGAAGAGUCUCGUAUUGUCGGCAUCGUCUCUCUGUCAGACAUCCUGCAGGCGCUGGUGCUCAUCCCCACAGGGUCAGGGAGGAAGGAGUCUCUCCCCCCUCAACCUGACACCUGCCAGCAGGGGGAGACAGAGGAGGAAGGAAAGGGGGAGACAGAGGAGGAAGGAAAGGGGGAGACAGAGGAGGGAGGAAAGGGGGAGACAGAGGAGACAGAGGAGGAAGAGGAAUGA